This is a messenger RNA of Halichondria panicea, 979 nucleotides long. Its product is annotated as NADH dehydrogenase [ubiquinone] iron-sulfur protein 3, mitochondrial-like. Lineage: Eukaryota; Metazoa; Porifera; Demospongiae; Suberitida; Halichondriidae. Gene Ontology annotation, molecular function: NADH dehydrogenase (ubiquinone) activity. Bases 35 to 853 code for a protein of 272 amino acids. The record is from RefSeq and is a predicted model, not a curated record. The transcript is spliced from 7 exons.
GGUCAGAUUAUAUAAGCAAGAGGCUGAGCUGAGAAUGUCUCUCCACUUUCCCCGGCUGUGUAGACACGUCCAGAGGCUGUCCUUGUCUCGAGUGGCGAGUUCCAGGAGCCUCUCUUCAAGUACUCUACAAGGGAGGGCCUGUGUAUCAUCUCCAGCAAAAUGGCCGACAUCAUGUGUAUCAAGUAGCUGGGUUCGAUGGAGUUCAGAAUCGGCCGAAAACAAAGUGGCGGUGGAUAAUCGAUCCAGCUUGAUGGAGUUUGGUCAGUACGUCCAGGAGAUGCUCCCUAAAUAUGUGCAGCAGACACAGAUUACCCACGGUAAUGAACUGGAGCUGCUCAUCCACCCUGAGGGCGUGAUCCCCGUUCUCACUUUCCUGAGAGACCAUCAGAACGCUCAGUUCAGGCAACUCAUUGACCUCACAGCAAUCGACGUGCCUAAGAGGGUCUAUCGCUUUGAGGUGGUGUACAAUUUGCUGAGUGUUGUGUAUAACUCUCGUAUUCGAGUGCGUACCUACGCUGAUGAGCUGACCCCCAUAGAGUCCGUCACUGGCCUCUUCAACGCUGCCAACUGGCUGGAGAGAGAGGUGUGGGACAUGUACGGUGUGUUCUUCUCCAACCAUCCUGACCUACGUCGGCUGCUCACUGACUAUGGCUUCGAGGGACACCCACUUAGGAAAGACUUCCCUCUCAGCGGCUAUGUGGAGGUGAGGUACGACGAUGAACUGAAACGUGUCGUGUGCGAGCCCAUAGAAAUGACUCAAGAGUUCCGCAAGUUUGACCUUUCAUCACCAUGGGAACAGUUCCCACUACAUAGACACACACUGGAGGCAGCUGGCAGCGAACAUACCGAGUGACACUUUAUAAUUAUAUAUUAUAGUGUAGGAGAACUCUAAAGCUCUUAGACUAAUCGUGUUUAUGUUGGUAUUUAAUAAUUGAUAUAUUAAAAUUGAAAAAUACAAUAAAUAGUUUUCAUGUCAUGA